This is a messenger RNA of Paramuricea clavata, 1238 nucleotides long. The record is from the annotation of a GenBank genome assembly. Lineage: Eukaryota; Metazoa; Cnidaria; Anthozoa; Malacalcyonacea; Plexauridae.
AUGAAUGAUACGUUUAGUGAAACCCAGACAACGGAAUUUCUACCCGAGAUACAUUUUGAUAAAGGUGAAGGAAGAUAUGAAGUCAAUCUUCCUUGGAAACAGAACUGUUUUCCAAAGUCAACAGGAUAUGGUAUGUGUGUCAACAGAUUCCGACAACUGCAUUCACGUCUGAAGAAAAACACUCUUGUGGAAGAAUAUAAUAAAGUCAUUCAGCAGCAAAUAAAUAGUGGUAUCAUUGAAUCUGUACCAGAAGAAGGCGACAACGAGGGUUACUACUUGCCACAUCAUGGAGUGUUGAAGUCCGAGAGAGAGACUACAAAACUACGAGUGGUUUUUGAUGGAUCAGCAAGACCGGAUAUAGACAGUCCAUCCAUAAAUGAAUGCUUACAAAAGGGUCCCAACCUUAUACCGCCUUUAUUUGAUACUAUAAUAAAAUUCAGAAGAUAUCCAGUGGGGUUGUUCCUGUUAUUGAAAAGGCCUUUCAUCAGGUGCAGAUUAGUCCAUCCGAUCGUUGUAUACUUAGGUUCCUUUGCUUCAAAGACAUUCGAAAGGACAAUCCCACUAUUAAAAGAUUCCAAUUCCGACGCCUUGUAUUCGGCUUAACACCGAGCCCACCAAUUUUGUCCACUGUGAUACAAAAUCAUAUUUAUCACAACAUGACGAAAAAGGUGCUGUUAUACCCUAGCUGUUUAAAAGAAUCGCUCUACGUUGUCGACUUCGCAGGAGGAGCUGAUAAUGAUCAAGAAGCAUCGGACAUUUACAAUAAAUCUCAAGAGGUAAUGAAGAAGGGUGGAUUUGUUUUGCGUAAAUGGAAUUCGAAAUCCAAGGUUUUACAAGAUCGAAUUGAGAAAGAUACAUUAUCAAACGGAACACAAACGAUAUCAAGUUCAGUUUUCGAAAGUCAAUGAGAGAUUGAUUCAAAACAACAUAGUAAGGAAAUUACGCCUGUCAAUAUAAUAGGAUCUAACUGGGACGUUAAGACUGACAAAUUCCAAUUCGGUGUAAAGGAACUGGUUGAAUAUACCAAAACACUACCCGCUACAAAGAGCUCUGUAUUAAAGGCUUCAGCAAAGAGUUUUGACCCAGUUGGAAUACUUAGUCCAUUUACAGUCAAUCUAAAGAUCUUAUUCCAGUUGCGUUGUUGUGAUCGCGUAGAUUGGGAUGAGAAACUCGAUGAAAAUUCAUUAGCAUGUUGGAACUCGCUUUUACAAGGAUUAGAGUCAAUCAAUUCAAUUUAA